Molecule: messenger RNA, 1280 nt
Organism: Mycotypha africana
Lineage: Eukaryota; Fungi; Mucoromycota; Mucoromycetes; Mucorales; Mycotyphaceae
Product: translation protein SH3-like domain-containing protein
Exons: 3
Coding region: 436-1104 (222 amino acids)
Biological process (GO): translation
Cellular component (GO): mitochondrion; ribosome
Molecular function (GO): structural constituent of ribosome; RNA binding
Source: RefSeq, a predicted model, not a curated record
AAAUCACACACACUUUCAAAUUCCAAUUCGUAUUCGUAUCGUAUCUGUAUCGUAUCCGUAUCCGUAUCCGUAUCCGUGUCGUAUCCGUAUUUUGAAGAAAUCACACACACUUUCAAUUCAAUUCAAUUCGUAUCCGUAUCCGUAUCCCUAUCGUGUCCGUAUCCGUAUCUUAAAAAUCACACACACUUUCAAAUUCAAUUCGUAUCCGUAACCGUAUCCGUAUCUUGAAAAUCACACACACUUUCAGCAGCAGUAAAUCUAGAAAAAUGUUUAUUUCUCAAAAAUGCAUAGCAUCGGAGAACCAAAAGGCCCUGAUGUAUUUUUUUGGGAGUUUUGAAGCCCUUACCCCGCCCUUGCUGUUUUAUUGCUUUUAAUAUAGAAAAUUCAGCACUUUCAACCUUUUUCUACAUUUAAAAUUCUGAACCGAUUAGAAAAAUGCAUCGUGUUAGACCAAAGGGAGUGAGCAGCCGUGUAUACCCUGCUACUAAAAGUAUCAAACCUCAAAAUAAAAUAACGAAAUGGAAUAUUGUUUCUGGUGACAAGGUGGCCAUCAUUGCCGGACGGGACAAAGAUACGAUCGGUGAGGUGAAAUCAGUGGAUCGUAAAACGAAUACACUUUUUGUGGAAGGAAAGAAAUUGGCAAAGAAACAUGUACCUAUGCAACCUGCUGCCCCUGAGGGUAUUGUGAGGAAAGAGAUGCCAAUUCACUAUUCCAACGUCAUGUUAUUACAUCCAGAUACACAAUUACCUACUAAAAUUGAUAGACGCAAAGUAUCGAAAACUUUGGAGGAUGGACGUGUUAUCACACGUUGGUCGAGAUUUGUAAAAGGAACAGAUAUUGAAAUCCCCAAACCCUUUAAAAAAUACAACGAUAUCGUUCAAGAUGAGAAGUUCACUACGACAGCGGAUGAAGUACUCAGAGUAACCUACACUUCCACACCAACGGAUGCAGCACAGCCUCCGUUUCCCCAGGAACUAGUAAAAGAACUCAGAAAUGUUCAUAAAAAGAAAUUGAUUGUCCCAUUAGACACCCAUGAGAGCUCCACGACCUCAUCACCUACCACACCCACAGCAGGAAAAGCAAAAGUAUCACCAUCCACCUAAACAAUGACCCUAGCUUUGUAUCGCCAAUAGCUAGAUGUUGUUUCUCAUUUCUUUCACUUUUUUUUUUCCCCUGUACAGUCUUUUAUUGUAAUUUUUGUCUCGUUUAAAAAAUUAUCUAGAAUAAAAAAACUUUGGAAAUAGUGUCAUGACUCUUCCAACGACAACAGAAGCGGUGA